This is a messenger RNA of Cephus cinctus (wheat stem sawfly), 2415 nucleotides long. RefSeq lists its product as uncharacterized. Bases 402 to 2405 code for a protein of 667 amino acids. The transcript has a single exon. NCBI's taxonomy places the organism in Eukaryota, Metazoa, Arthropoda, Insecta, Hymenoptera, Cephidae. The record is from RefSeq and is a predicted model, not a curated record.
GUGUUCCAAUUAGACUAUUCAUAAUGGGAGUAUAAUCCAUUCAUCUUAAAUUAUUAUGCAACAAAGGUUAAUUUACCUUAACACUUAGUAUGUACAUGCACACGCGUGAAGUAUUACUUCAAAUAGUUCAAUACAAUAGAAUAUUCGAAUCCAUCAUUAUUAUUGUUACUUCAGUCAAAUCAUUUUCAAAAGCUAUAAUGCGACGUAGCAAGGAAUUAUGUAUCAUUUGCUUAAUGAUCAAUACAAUUGACAGUUUAUGGUCAUAAUAAUGCGUAGAGCGUGUUAUACAAAUUGAGAUAAUUUAUUGACUUCUAGAUAAAUGUAAUAACUCAAUACAACUUAUAUAAACCAGAACGAUCUCUGCCGUGAAUAAUUUUGCAAAAGAUACUUGAGUCAGGAGGAUGAAGCUACGCGUUAGAAGUAUCUUGAAGUUCAUCUUCACAACAUUUCAAAUAUUUCAAGUAUCCACUAAUCAUAUACCUAUAUCGCAGUACGCUCCAGAUCUAAGUGAAGUCAUCAAGGUAAUGACCAAUAAGUCAAAUGCUUCAGAGGUCUUAUUUCUCUCAAGAGACAAUUACACGAUACCCUUUGAUGUUUACAUCCUGGAUAACAUAAUCCAGCAAGUGUCUAAUAUGAUUCCGACGAUGCAUAUAAGUCUUGAUGAUCCCAGAAUCAGCAAGAUGGAAUUUGUACCUAUGAUACAAAAUGAUUCGUGGUUGAACAGUGAAUCAGAUAGGCCAGAAUUUCGACUACCAAUUAUGCACGGGUACAAAUACUUUUAUGAGGGUAACGUUCUCAGACAAUCGUAUACUAAAUUGUAUAGAACAUUAAUAAUAUACGUCCACGUCACCGAGGAAGUUCCAGAUCUACAAACAAUCGAUGACUUGAUCACCAAUAUGGAAAAGUUUCUGGUUUGGUACGCAACACCCAAGCUUCUAUUCAUCCUUCUCGACAGAACAAGUAAUCAGAAUCUGGAGUUCCUGCUAAAAAGAUUCUGUGAUAAGAAGAUGUUUUGGAUAGCACUAUUAGAGCAGUCAGUAUGUAUAGAUUUGAGGGAUUGUCAAACAUCUUCGGAUAUUUAUCUUCACACGUAUGAUCCUUUCCGUCACGUAUAUUCAAAGAAGCCAUGUAAUACAGAAAUCAAUUAUUUUCAUGUGAACCUACACAACCUCCACGGAUAUCCUAUUAAAGUGAAUCAUCUUAAUUAUUGGCCGCACGUACAAAGCAAAAAAAAUGCAUCAUGUCAUUCCAUCGAGAUAACCGGAUAUAUAAUGAAGAUUAUAGAGUCAAUAAGUAAGGCGAGGAACUUCACCUUUGAGGAAGUUGUAAACUGCAAUACUGAAUUUGGUGCGGUACUACCGAAUGGAACGAUGACUGGUAUCCUAAGUGACUUUGCGGAGAGAAGGAUCGAUUUUGUACUAAACACUGGAGUCCUUACUGAUGCUAACUUUCAUAACUUCAUGCAAUUGGUACCAUUAUAUUAUCCAGAAGGUAUACGUGUCCUGGUACCACUGCGAUUGAACGAAUCAGUAUCCGUGAAUUUAAAGCAUACUUUAAUGUUGCUAUUUUGUGCAAUAAUGCUGCUUUUUAUAUGGCUGUGCUCAGUUGUUUUCAAAUUCUCUCACUCUGCCUGGCAUCCGUUUCGUAUUUUCUCCGUCCUGAUAUCAGUGCCAAUUAAAAGAAUGCCAUUAAACAAUUCGGAUAGAGCUGUCUUCGCAUCUAUUGCAUUUUUAUCUGUAGUUGCUAGUAGUCUGUUAUUAAGUACCUUGACAAAAGGAUUGAUAGUGGGUACUAAAGUGCAGCAGAUAUCAUCACUAAAGGAUUUGGACGAAUCAAACAUGAAAUUGAUGAUGACAAAAAAUUUUUUUGGCAUUACGUUUGGUCAAGAUACUACUGAUGGUACCAGAUACAAUCUUGCGAAGAAAGUUAUAUACUCAGAGGAUCCAUUAAAUUGUGCUAAUAUAUUGGUAAAGUACAGGAACGUCUCUUGCAUCGCUCUUGCAACCGUAACUGAUUUUAUUCUUGCCAUUACAACUGAGAAUGGCAAACAGACGAUCGGUAUACUCCCUGACUCGAUCUGGAGUGGAUAUAAGAACUUUUGUUUCGUUAGAGGUUCUCCUUUUGCGAAUUUAUUUUAUCGGAUAGUUAUAAGAUUAUUUGAGGGGGGCUUUUUGACGAAGUUUAUUAGGGAUUUUAUUGGUGAAUCGGCGAUAAAGUUGGAAAGGUGGAAAGAUGUCGAGGACAACAAUAAGGGUCAAGAAAAUCAUAUAAAUCUUCGAGGUAUCAUCUUCUUGGCUGUUGCUGGUUAUUGUUUUUCUAUUGUUGUCUUUGUCGCGGAAUUGUUAUCAGUUCGUUUAUCUGCUGGUAUCUUUAGUAAAUGGACAUUCACUAAUCGUUCUGUGUAAAAUUAUAAAU